AUGGCUGACAUGCACCCCGAGGACAUCAAGGAGGCCUUCUCCCUUUUCGACCUCCAGAACACUGGCAGAAUCGAACCCUCUGCCUUCCAGAACUUUAUCAACAACUUGGGGGAUGAAGAGUUGAAGCGCUCGAUCAACGUCCCCAAUCAUGCCAUCGACAUCAAAGAGUUCAGUGAUAUCAUGAACCGCUACAAUCGCAACCACAACAAGGAUCCCGAGGAGCCCUACCGUCGUGCGUUCAAUUCCAUCAACAAGGAUGGCUCCGGCGCUGUCUCUGCGCAGGAGCUCCGUGUCGCCAUCCAGUCCCUCCUGGGAUCCAGCGUUCUUUCGGAGGCCGAUGUAGACGAGAUUAUCAUGGAAGGGGAUGUCUCUGGAGACGGUCGCAUCACCCUCGAAGAGUUUUUAAAAAUUAUGCAAAAGAGCGAGAAGAAACGUCGUGGCGAACACGUUCUCUAA
Messenger RNA from Gamsiella multidivaricata, 456 nucleotides. RefSeq lists its product as uncharacterized. Gene Ontology annotation, molecular function: calcium ion binding. The transcript has 3 exons. The coding region runs from base 1 to 456 and encodes 151 amino acids. NCBI's taxonomy places the organism in Eukaryota, Fungi, Mortierellomycota, Mortierellomycetes, Mortierellales, Mortierellaceae. The record is from RefSeq and is a predicted model, not a curated record.